Molecule: messenger RNA, 2616 nt
Organism: Dermatophagoides pteronyssinus (European house dust mite)
Lineage: Eukaryota; Metazoa; Arthropoda; Arachnida; Sarcoptiformes; Pyroglyphidae
Product: intron Large complex component GCFC2
Biological process (GO): mRNA splicing, via spliceosome
Cellular component (GO): nucleus
Molecular function (GO): DNA binding
Source: RefSeq, a predicted model, not a curated record
AAUAAUAAAAAUGAUCGAAAAACAAAACUUAGUUUUGUAGAAGAUGAAGAAGAAGAUGUUUUUAUCGUUAAAAAAUCUGUAUAUAGUCGAAGAAUGGAAAAGAAUAAGAAAAAAUUAUUAAAAUGUCGAAAUAAAUUUGAUGAUAAUAAUUCGACUAAUGAAAACAAUUCGAAUCAAGAGCAACCAACAAAAUCACCAAAAUCUUGUAAUGAUGAUAAUGAUGAUGUGAAAAAAGUGGAAGAAAUUAUUGUCUGUCCAGGUAGUGAUGAAGAAGCCAAUGAUGAUGAUGAUGAUGAUAAAAAUGGACAUUUUAAUCAUCGUUCUCAAGAACAACAACAACAACGACCACAAUUUCGUUCAUCAUUAGAACGUGGUAUAAUACCGGAUGCUAAAACAAUUUAUGAAUUGAAAAAACGACGACAAAAAAUGGCAUUAACAGCUGAUUUUAUACCAUUAGAAAAUGAAAGUGGAAAUCGUCAAGUUCGUGAUAGUGAUGAUGAUAAAAGUGAAAAUGAUGAUGAUGAUUUGUUACCGAAUUCUGAUUGUGAUGAUCAUGAUGAUGAUGAUGAUAAAGAUCGAAUACAAUUUGGUAAUGUUGAUUAUGAAUCAAAAGAUAAGGAAAAAUUUCGUGAAUGUUUUCGUGUUGCUCAGGAACAACAACAACAACAGCAAAAAAAUGAAAAUCAAAAGCAAAAACAAAAUAAUGAUUCAUCAUCUUCCGGCGAUGAUGAUGACCAUGAUGAUGAUGCUGAUAAUAAUGAAAAUGAAGAAUCUGAAGAAGAAGAAGAUGAAAUGGAUAAAUGGGAACGUGAACAAAUACGUAAAGCUGUUCGUAUGCCAAAUAUUUAUCAUUUAGCACGAUCUGAAAUGAAUAAUAAAUUUUUAACAACUAUGGAUGAUAAAACAUUGUUGAAUAAAUUACAAGUAAUACAUGAUAAUCAUAGUAUUGUACCAAUUGAAAUUGAUCAAAUGGAUUAUCGAUCAUAUGGUAAUAAUAUACCUAGCUAUAUUGUUGAUCUAUCAACCGAUAAUAAUAAUGAUAAUGAUGAUUUGAAUUUUGAUUCAUUCACGGAUCGUAUACAUUCAAUGCGAAAACAAAUCGAAACAACAAUUGAUGAAAAUCAACAAUUAUUAAAUCGUAUUAUGAUGGAUUUAAAAUUAUCCAAAAAUGAUAUUGAAAAAUAUAAUAUUAUAGAUGUUGUGGAAAUGACUGAUGAAUAUAAUUUAUAUAGAAAUCUUUAUGAUUAUAUUCGAAAUCUAUUUGAUUGUAUUAAUGAUAAAAUGAUUGAAUUGGAAAAAAAUGAACAUGGAAUAAUGAAUGUUUAUUGUAAUUAUGCGGAACAUCAAUUGAAUGAACAUCGUACCAAUAUACAGGAUCAGAAUUCAAUAUCAUUAUAUUUAAUUAUGAAUCAUAAAACAUUAUGUCAACAAUAUUCAUCAUAUGAUAAUAAUAAUCAAUUAACCUCGGUAUUGGAUGUUUAUCAUUUUGAUGAUAAUGAUCAAAUUAAACGUAAUCGUUGUUAUAAACGUUUGGAAAAUUUGAAGAAGAAGAAAACUAAUGAAGAUGAUGAUGAGAAUCCCGAAAGAAAAUCGUUAGAUGAAGAAUUGAAAUCAUUUCGUUUAGAAUUAGAUAAAUUAUUUGAUGAUACUGAUGAUGAUUUUGCUUCAAUCAAUGGUAUUUGUAAACAAUUUCAAAAAUGGAAAUUGAAAAACAUUCAAACUUAUAAAGAAUCAUUUAUAAUGGAAUUUUUACCAAAAUUUCUUGCAUAUUAUUUACGUUAUGAUUUUGCAUUGUGGAAUAUUUUUUUGGAUCCAAAAUCGAACAAUAUUGAUUUGAUAAAUAUGGAUGCUAUUCAAGAAUUGAUUCGUUAUUGUUAUUCAAACAAACAAGAUGAACUAAUCGAUUUGAAUGUAAUACCAAUAUUGAUCGAUCAGGUUAUAAUAAUGAAAUUGAUUGAAAUGAUUGAAAAAGAUAUUUGGAAUCCAUUAUCAAUCAAACAAACUGAUUGUUUUGUUAGAUUUUUACGGUUGACAAUAACAAAUUUUCCAACAUUGGUUGAUAUAAGUGAAAAUUUUUCCAAACUUUUACAAACAAUUGUUAAACGAAUGGAAAAAACAAUUGAAAAUGAUAUAUUUAUUCCACAAAUGAUUCCAAUGGAAUUUUUUAACGAUAAUGAUGAUGAUGAUCCUAAUGUAAAAUCAUAUUAUGAAAAUUUAGUUAUCGAAUAUAUAAUUGAAUUUUUUCAUCAUCAAUAUAUGGAAACAAUUCAACUAAUGAAAAAUAUAUUAUCAUUUCGUAAUAUAAUUUCUGAACAAAUUUUAUUUGAAUUUGUAAUGGAAAAAUUAUGUUUUCGUUAUAUACUUACAUCUAUUCAACGUUUAGCUGUUGAUAAUAAUCUGAAAAAAACAUUAGAAUUUUUAAAUAAUUUAAUAAUGAUUAUACCGAAUGAAUGGUUGAAAAAAUCAUCAAAUUUUAAUACUUUCAUACAACAAUUAUUCGAACGUUCGAAAUCAAAUCCAAAAUGUACGAAUGAAAUACGACAAAAAUUUCAAUCAUUAUUAUAUCAAAUUAAUAGAUAAUUUUUUUUUUAAAUUUUUGUAAAUAAAUAAAAUAUC